AUGGGUAGUCUUCCAGCUGAACGUCUGAACUCCUACUCUCCACCUUUUACACAUGUAGCAGUGGACUAUUUUGGACCUAUCGAGACCAGUGCCGGUCGUAAUCGAGUUGUGAAGCGUUACGGAGCUCUAUUCACCUGCCUGGUGACCAGAGCAGUUCAUUUGGAGUUGGCUGAAUCUCUUUCGGCCGAAGAUUUUCUGUUAGUCUUUCGGAGAUUCAUCGGACUUUUCGGCAAACCAGCAUCAGUCCAUUCGGAUAAUAGAACCAACUUCGUAGGAGCAGAGCGGGAGUUGAACGAGUCGAUCCUGUUGCUGAACGAUGACCCGAGGCUGGUGAAAUUCCGAACCGAAAAACUCAUCGAUUGGCAUUUCCAGCCACCACGAGCGCCGCAUUUUGGUGGAGCUCAUGAAAGUUUGGUGCGCUCUACCAAGAGAGCUCUGUAUCGGGCUUUGGAUUUAGAAAAGGCUGGACUUCGCUACCCAACCGAUGAGAUGAUGCGGACUUUGUUAGCAGAGAUCGCAGGCUUCCUGAACGCGCGUCCGUUAACUUACGCGAGUUCUGAUCCGGAAGACUUCCGGCCAUUGACACCAAACGACUUCCUCAAUCGGCCGCCAACAUCUGAUCUGCUACCAGGCUCGUUCGAUGAUGCUCUACCGAGAGAGCGAUUUCGCUAUGUCCAGCGAAUGGCCCAGCUAUUUUGGGAUCUUAGGACGAAAUUGUACCUGCCAUCCCUGGUUCCGCGAAAGAAAUGGUAA
Molecule: messenger RNA, 753 nt
Organism: Daphnia magna
Lineage: Eukaryota; Metazoa; Arthropoda; Branchiopoda; Diplostraca; Daphniidae
Exons: 1
Coding region: 1-753 (250 amino acids)
Biological process (GO): DNA integration
Molecular function (GO): nucleic acid binding
Source: RefSeq, a predicted model, not a curated record